Xiphophorus hellerii (green swordtail) is the source of this 1942-nucleotide messenger RNA. RefSeq lists its product as uncharacterized. The record is from RefSeq and is a predicted model, not a curated record. NCBI's taxonomy places the organism in Eukaryota, Metazoa, Chordata, Actinopteri, Cyprinodontiformes, Poeciliidae. The coding region runs from base 509 to 1117 and encodes 202 amino acids. The transcript has 6 exons.
GAAGCUGGAAUCGAACCUACAACCUUCCGAUUGCAAGACGACUACUCUACCAAAGAGCCACAGUCGCAUUCAAAGAAAAACUGCAGAGGAAAGGAGUGCCUCAGGUAGCAAAUCUCCCAAAAGUAAGUUUUCUCAAUAGUGAGUAUAUGUAAAGUAAUGUAAAAUCUGUGGCUGGGAGUUAGAAACAGACAAGGCCAUGGUCAAUCCAUGGUUUUCACUGCUGACAAAGUGCUGUGAGAUGAGGAAGUGGAAGCAGCUAUUGCUGUUUUGAAACACUCUGCUGAUGAUGACACUGUCUGUGAGAAGAUGAAGACUAACUUCCAUUACCGUCUUUCAAUGGUCAAUGAUGAAAAGAAAGCAGCAAAUGUGUUCUCUGUCUUUCCACGGUUUCUGGACACACCAGGACUGAUAGAACAAGAUUUCAGACUUCUGUUUGGCGAAGGCACUGCCAACAAAUAUUUGGAGAAGUGGCCCACCAAUCUCAAAUCCAAGGUUAUAAAGGAAAGCCAUGGCCUGGUACCCACCACUGAGCUCUUGGAUUUAUUGCGGAAUGCAGAGUUGGCUGCUGAAGCUGAAAAUGGUUGGGAUAGUGACAUGUCUGCUAUUUUGCUUACCACCAUCUGCACAAGGACGAAAGAGGCCGGGUAAGAUGUCUGCAUCUCAAGCAGUGGCUCACCUCAUCAGAUUUCUAAAGGUUGGAAGUGUACAGCAGCAUCUUGAGAAAAUCACGCAGCGUACCCAGCCCUACCUCCUUGCCCACGGAUCCAUCCAAAGCAGUAUUCACACAUUCUUCAUUGUGAUUGACAACUAUGCUAUUCCAUGUCAGAGGGCCACAGGAGGAGGGGAGAGCUACAGACAAUUCACGGCCAAGUCCUGCAACAACCCAGGAUCUAGAGGGAAACACCUAUUUUUGACUGAUAAGACUGCAAGAACAUUUGUAGCUGCAAGCAUCAGUGGACAGCCCUUGCAGUUCAGCGCCAAUCUGACCGUGUGGCGACAGCCCCAGCACCACUCCCACAUUUCAAUCAGGCUCAUCUGUGUUGCACCUGUCAGCAAAAAGGCAGUUCAAAAGGCUUUACAUAAAAACAUCAUAACAUCAUACAAUCACCAAUUAUGAAAAUCCGUAACAGACAUUGUAUUUUGUCAAGUACCAUCAUUAAAAUCACUCAAACGCCACAAAUAUGUUGUUCACUGUUCUAUUUAUUACGGUUGAAAAGCAACUCUAAGGUGUUUUUUUAGUAUUGAUUUAGAGAAAAAACAGUGUUUCAGCUGUUUUGCAGUUUUCUGAAAGUUUGUCCCAGAUUUGUGGAUCACAUAGAACCUGAAUGCCGCUUCUCCAAAUUUGGUUAUGGUUCCUGGUGACGCAGUGCAGACCAGAACCAGAAGACCCGAGAGGUCUGGAAGGUUGAUACAACAACAGCAGAUCUUUAAUGUAUUUUGGUGCUGUGCUGUUCAGCGAUUUAUAAAAGUAACAACAGUAUUUUAAAGUCUAUUUUCUGAGCUAUGAGAAGCCAGGGUAUGGAUUUUAGAACUGGGCUGAUGUGCUCUAUCUUCCUGGUUUUUCUGAGAAUUCGAGCAGCAGCGUUUAGGAUCAGCUGUCUGAUUUGGUGAAGAUCAGAUGAUGUAUCAAGGAGAUAUAAAUAGCCUAGGGGGACACAGUUGAAUCUAAUUGCAAUAUUAUCAAAUUGUCCUUCUUAGAAGUUGGCAAAAAUCAAAGGUUGGUGCAGAGUAGGGGCAGAUAUUAUACGUUUAGACUUCUUUUUCCUCCCUUUCAUUCAUGAUUUCCUUUAGUCAUUACAAGAACUCUUUGUAUUUGUUAUUGAGUGAAUGAACUAAAGAUGAAAUCAAAUGUGUAGAGUUCUGGUUUGUGAAACCUUUUGAAAACGCACAGAUGCCUGGAACCAAGCUACAUGCAGCAGCCUUGUGACUUCUGUAGCUGUAC